This is a messenger RNA of Melanotaenia boesemani (Boeseman's rainbowfish), 3820 nucleotides long. RefSeq names its product phosphatidylinositol-5-phosphate 4-kinase, type II, gamma a (gene pip4k2ca). Gene Ontology annotation, molecular function: phosphatidylinositol kinase activity. The transcript is spliced from 10 exons. The record is from RefSeq and is a predicted model, not a curated record. Bases 389 to 1450 code for a protein of 353 amino acids. Gene Ontology annotation, biological process: phosphatidylinositol metabolic process. Lineage: Eukaryota; Metazoa; Chordata; Actinopteri; Atheriniformes; Melanotaeniidae.
AGGAUGAUUAUAUGGGUCAGUGUGAUCCAAAUAUCGAACCAGUUGUUGUUAACUGCUGUACACAAAACAGGGGCAUGUUCCAGAAAGAAGGUCCAACCAACUCUGAGUUUAAAAAGAAACUCUGGGUUAACUUAUUAUGAGCUGAGCAACUAUCCAGUUUUCGGUCCCAGAACAGCUGCUGUGAGUUGGUUCAAUCAACUCGGAGUAUCUUUCCCCAGAGUUGGGAACCACAACAAAAAGCCAUCACCAAUGGAUCCCCGAUACCUAGCUUCACCAUGGCAACUGCUGACAUAAUGCUAGUUAUUUCACCCGACCGGAGCAAGAAGUUUUUAUUCAAGCAUAUGGGCAAGAAGAGAUAAAUGAUCUCAACCAAGUUCCUGUUCCAGUCAUGUUGCUGCCUGAUGACUUCAAAGCCAACACGAAGAUCAAGGUCAACAACCACCUCUUCAACAAAGAAAACCUCCCGGGACAUUUCAAGUUCAAAGAAUAUUGUCCUCAGGUCUUUCGAAAUCUGCGGGAACGGUUUGGUAUCGAGGAUCUGGACUAUCAGGUGUCGUUGACACGCAGCUCUCCAAUGAGAAGUGCUGAUGAUCAGGGGGAAGGUCUGCUCCUUAACUCCUACGAUCGUACACUCAUCGUCAAGCAGAUCUCCAGCGAGGAUGUUGCAGACAUGCACAGUAUCCUGUCAGAGUACCACCAGCACAUAGUGAAGUGUCAUGGCAGCACCCUGCUGCCCCAGUUCCUGGGGAUGUACCGGGUGACCGUGGACAGCGAGGAGACCUACCUCAUCGUCAUGAGGAACAUGUUCAGCCACAGACUGCUGGUCCACAGGAAGUAUGACCUGAAGGGCUCUCUGGUGGACCGUGAAGCAAGUGAUAAAGAAAGGGAAAAGGAGCUUCCCACCUUUAAGGACAUGGACUUCAGGAACAACAUGCAGAAGGUUUAUGUGACGGAGGAGCAGAAGGAGAAGUUCAUGGAGAAGCUGAAUAGAGACGUGGAGUUUCUGGUGAAAUUGAAGAUCAUGGACUACAGCCUGCUGCUCGGCAUCCAUGACGUCGGCCGGGCCGAGCGGGAAGAAGAGGAGGGUGAGGAGGUCUCCAAUGAGGAGGAGGCGGAAGCUGAAAAUGGACUUGCGCUGGGACCUACAGGGGGGUCUUACGGUACCUCUCCUGAGGGGAUCGCUGGUUACAUGUCGUCCUGCAGACCUCUGGGACCCGGCGAGUUUGAUCCCUACGUGGACGUGUACGCUGUGAGGAGUUGUCCAGGAGCCCCCCAGAGGGAAGUGUACUUCAUGGGUCUAAUCGAUGUUCUGACUCAGUACGACACCAAGAAGAAAGCCGCUCACGCAGCUAAAACCGUCAAACAUGGGGCUGGUGCAGAAAUAUCCACCGUUCACCCCGAACAGUACGCCAAACGAUUUCGUGACUUCAUCUCAAACAUUUUUGCAUAAAACUGAAGCGCCUACAUGGCCAGGAGCCAUUCCAGCUGAGAGCUGAAGUCUUUGACCAACAUUAAUAUGCAGACACAGAUCGUCAUUUCAGUUUGAUGAUCUGAGAAAAAACUUGGUUUGUAGCAAUAUAACUUAAUACUUCUGAUGCAUAUAUUUAUUUUUAAGAUUUAAGAUGUAUUUCUGUAGGUGUUGGUAGGUGUAACUGAUAGUUUAACUGGAAACUAAACGUUGAUCGAUGUCAAAAGUGUUCACAUUUCAUCUUUCUCACUUUCCUGUUUGUAUCCAAGCCUGAACUGAACUUUACAUAAAUGCUAAAAAGAAGCAUUUUCUUGCAGAGUUGGAUGAAAACAUAGAUAUUAGACAUGUCUGUGCAGUAAAUGGUUAGCUUAGCUUAGCAUUGAGGGGCCUUUCUCUGUCCAAAGGUAAUAAUCACACCUGCUUCCAACAAAACAACCCAUGAUGAGUUUCUCCACUCAUUUAUUAUUUAGUCAGAAACAAUAAAACUAUUGAUUAUAUCAUCAAAGAAUCCUCAGAUUUACUUCCUGUAAGCAGAUUCCGGUGUCUUUUGACUAUAAAAACUAGUAUGAGUCUUUGUUUGGUCAUCCUUGCAUCAUCUGUCAGGUUGUGGACAUAAGAACUGAGAGCAGGCAGACUUUUGGACAAAGACAGGCUUUUUCUUCAUUUCCAGUCUCUAAGCUAACUGACUACAGUUCUAACUAUGCAAGAGACAGACACAGAUGCUAGUUUUCCUAGAAAUAUUCCUUUAAAUGUUUAAUAGGCUGGUAUUGAUGAUAAGCUGUUGUCUAGAUCAGUGUGCAGUAAGUUAUUCUGUGUAGCAGCAGGCUGUCUGAACGUUGAGUGCCAAAUGUGUGAGAGAGAAGCUUUAAUGAAGCAGAAGUUGCACUUUGCCUGGAAUCGAUUGACAGAGUUUAAAAACCAAACCCAAUGUGAACGGAUCAAAUUCUGGUUUCGACUGCUCAUUUUUAUAAUAUUUCCAGAACCGCAUUCAUAUGUCAAAGUAUUUAUCACGUCAGCAUGGCUGGUGCAAAAUGUGGUGCCACAGCCCACAAGAGGCGGCACCACACCUAGCUGUGGUACCGCCUCUUGUGGGCAGGCAGACUUUUGGACAAACACAGGCGGUUUCUUCAUUUCCAGUCUCUAAGCUGACUACUGUUAAAGUUCUGUCUAUGAGGAACCACAGCGGUUCGUCAUAGUUAGAGGGCUGUGGUACCGCCUCUUGCAGGCUGUGGUACCGUCAGCUCUUGCGGGCUGUUUUACUGCCACCUCUUACAGGCUGUGGUACCAUUGGCUCUUGCUCCUGCCCACUUUUGGGAACAAUUCUGCCUUUAAAAUUAAGCAUGCCAUUUGUUAUUGUUCAGAACAUCAGGAUAGUUCCAGAACCUGUUCUGAACACACUGUAGAGUUUUGUGUGUUUAGGUGUCAGUGUGAUGACUAAGAUGUAGGAAGUGUAGCAGUGAGAUGACGCAUCACCGACACUUAGGCUUUAGUUCUACUAAAAGUUCUGUGUUUAACAGCCGGGUUUCCAUCUGUACUGAUCUUUAGAGAAGCUGCAGUUAAAAUGUGAAUCGGACAUGUUUCCAGUAAAUAAACUAAACCACGAAGUGUUCCUCGAGGGUGGCAGAGUAAACUCUCCACUGAUGACCGUAAUUCAACAGCAGUCCUAAGUGUCCUGACUGGAAACUGGAGCUGUGACCUGGAGGACAAAAAUAUUCCAGUUGAUUUCCACAAGGGAAAAUUGGUGAGAGCUCUUCAUCAGGAAUUACUUUCAUCUCUGGGAGAAUGGACUGAUUUAUCAUGUCAGGAAAGACAGCAGCCAGUUAGGUAAUUUUUUAUUCCUAAUGCACAUCAAGUCUGCUUUGAAAUGGUGAAAAAAAAACAAUUUACAUUUUCAAUCUUUUUUUAUUUUUGUUUUUUGUUUGCUUUUUUUUCUUUUCUUUGUUUUGUUUUUUUUAAACACAUCUUCUAAAUGAAAUCAUAAACAGGCCUGGAAACCCGGCUGUGAUGGUAACACUACAUUACAGCAGCUUGGCCUUAACUUAGUGAAAUGAUUCCUGAACCAGGCGGAGUGAUGGACUGAUUCCUUGUGUGAUGACUCAUGUUCUCCUUCAUUAACCAUGUAUUUUUGCAAAUCAGCUUUUGGACCAAAAUAUAUUUUACAACAGUUUUCUGGAAUGUUUGCCUUGUUAUUCCUGCUUCGGUGUGUUAGUGUGGAUGACAUUGAUGGAGAACUUUGAUCAAUAAAUCAGCUGCAAAAAGACAAACAGGAAAUGGGCGCGUGGCCACUUUAAUCUGGACAAAUCUCACUAAGUGUUAAAUGGUUUGAAACAGAAUAAAAAGGUGUGUUCCUGA